UUCGUCCUUCCUCCCCCCUAAAAAGCUUGUCUCUCAUCUCUCAUCUCCCAAGUUUGUUUUGUUUGGACACCCGACCGUAAGAGCAGACAACAAACAAAACCUUUGUGUACAGAUCGAAGCCUCGCUACCUCUAUAAUAAUAUGCCCGAAUCCAAUGCUGCUGCCAAGCGCCGAACCUUCAAGGCCAACCGAGCGGCUGGUCUAGGGGAUGAAAGUGGACGUCUUACUCGAGUCAAGGAGCCUCCCAAGAUGAGCAAAUGCACAGUCUGCCAACUUGAGCUCAAGAUUACGAAAACCAACACAGAACUGACGGCACAUGCAACCUCCAAGCAUGGAUCGACACUCGAUGCGUGUUUCCCAGGGGCUAGCGCUGUUGCAGCGGAGCUGGCUGCCGGUGGCAAAAAGGGAGGAGGCUCCGCUGGUGGUCCGACCAAGAAGCAACAAAAAGCCAAGAAUGCGGAUGAUUUGGACGACCUUCUGUCAGCAGGGUUGAGUGCUGGUGCUGGCAAGAAAAGGGGAAAGAAAUAAUAAAUGUCGCAACAAUUUACUCUCUUAUAUGAAGUGCUCUAGCUAGCCAGCCAGCUAGCUAGCUACACAGGAUACGGUGGGCGUAAAUCUUGGUUUUGACCUGGAUGCAGUUCGCUACUCCCGUAUCCAGCCUCCACCAGCUUCUCCGCCAAUACUCUUUUCAGCUACGAAGUACGAACUUUCUGCUACAUAGAAAUAAGGACUAAUAUUUGGCUUGCCGGUAUAUUUCGAGGUAUACUCGUGCUUUGGCAUGUGAAUGCGAUACACACCACCCGACCU
Molecule: messenger RNA, 806 nt
Organism: Seminavis robusta
Lineage: Eukaryota; Bacillariophyta; Bacillariophyceae; Naviculales; Naviculaceae
Source: the annotation of a GenBank genome assembly